Molecule: messenger RNA, 2789 nt
Organism: Brienomyrus brachyistius
Lineage: Eukaryota; Metazoa; Chordata; Actinopteri; Osteoglossiformes; Mormyridae
Gene: vcam1b
Product: vascular cell adhesion molecule 1b
Exons: 7
Coding region: 165-1751 (528 amino acids)
Source: RefSeq, a predicted model, not a curated record
UCUUUUUUUGGCAGUAAAAUUCCCUCUAAUCCGCUAUAAAAACUGGUCUGUGACCAAGUGCCGAGCAUUGCAGCUCGGAUCGAGACACUGAAAACUUCUGUUUUUGUCCUUUCCACUUUCAUAUAAGCUUGUGUUAUUUAAAAAUAAUAGUAAAAUCUUUUCAAAUGUCGACUUUCAUGUUCAUUUGGAUGUUCAUAUUGCCUUCAGCAGACCUGUUCUCCGUAACACUUAGUCCACGUGAUGCAGUGUGGAGAGUGGGGGACACGCAGGUGAUGAAAUGCACGGCCGUGGACUGUCCCGGCAGAGCCCACAUCAUGUUCAGCCGCCCGGGUGAUGAACUCCUGUUUGCUGAAACUGAACGACUUGCAAACCAAUCUCUAAUCCAUUUUGCUCCUGUGGAACAUCGGCACAACUACCAAAUUGUUUGUAAAAUCACUUGCGAUGGGCUAAAAGCUAAACAAAGCACAACAACAAUAACUGUAUACUCUUUUCCAAAUGAUCCAGUCAUUUCUGGAACUACGAAUUUAAUGGAGAAUGAAACGCGGGACCUGAGCUGUAAUGUAUACAAUGUCUCUGCGCCGGACUAUGCACGAAUUGAGUGGUCUUUGGGGGAUACGGUCGUUCAUGAAAAUACAGAGUAUACGGCUACAUAUACUGCAUCCUCCACAUACACGAUCACGCCAGAAGUUAAGGAUAACGGGAAAAAGCUCACAUGCAGAGCAACUAUAUUUGGGAAAGGAAUACCAGAAGAAUAUCAAACCAGAGAAACCACGGAGAUCGUCAACGUGCUGUAUGCACCCAGGGAUGUUAGAAUAUCUGACCAAAUGACAGUGGCCUUUGGGGAGAACUUCACCUUGACAUGCGAGGCAGAUGGGAACCCAAAGCCCCAGGUGCAAUGGAAGAAGCUGGGCGGCAGUGCCCCCCUUGCCACUGGGCAGGGACAGCAGAAGUUUGUCAUUGAAGGUGCCACCCGGUCCCAUGCGGGUGAAUAUGAGUGUGUAGUGAGCAACUCGGUUGGAAGAAAGACUGCAAAAGUGGCUGUGAUUGUCCAAGGCUCACCCCGGAACACGUCCAUCAUGGUGAGCCCAACCGGCCAGCUUAAGGAGGGCGACGUGGUGACAAUCAGCUGCCUCUCAGACGCUCUCCCAGCAGGCCGUGUGGUCCUGAGUAGAGUGUCUGAAGACGGGACGACCGAGCUGAACUCCACGUCUGGCUCCUCCACCUCCAUCACAUUGUCCCCUGCCGUCCUGGCCCACUCCGGCCAGUAUAAGUGCGAAGCCAGCAACCAGUAUGGCAAACAGACAUUCAUGGUGGACGUCAGCGUGAGAGCCCCACCCAGAAACACCACAGUCGAGGUGUUCCCUUCGUCACAGGUGCACGAGGGCCAGAACAUCACCAUCUGCUGUAAGACCGUGAGCUUCCCACCAGCACGUGUGACCCUCAGGAAGCUGGAUGGUGACAGGGAUAUCUAUUCCGCCAGUGGCACCUUCCUGCUGCAAAAUGUCAUGGCCACCGACGCAGGAUCAUACCUUGUCAAUGUCACCAACGACCUGGGCCACCAGACGGAAGUUUUCAGCAUUAAUGUGCUGGAGAAACACACCAGCCCUUCAACCCAAUGGCCCGAGCUGUUAAUCCCUACUAUUGGGGUGAUGUGUACAGUGGUAACGGCGAGCCUGAUCAUCUACCAUCUGCGGAAGUCCAGGUUGAAUAACUCCUAUGAGAUGGCCAAGAGCAGCCCUGGGCCUGUGUAGUCCCAGACAUCAGGCGUUUUUGUGGAACAUGCACUGAAUGUCAAACCUCCAUCAGGAGAACAAUGGUUCUCCGGGGCACUCGUUGAUCUUCUUCUUCACAGUUUGCACUUAAAUAAAACUUCAGGAUAACUGCAUAGGGUGGCACAGUAACUUAGAUGGUAGCAAUGCAGUCUCACGCCUCCAGGGACCAUGUGAGCUGUGCAUAGUCGUCUGUCUGUGCCUGUAUCCUCUUGCUGUUCAAAAACAUUCAAUUAGGCCAUUUGGUGUCCCUGUAUUGCCCAUAGUGUGACUGUCUGCUGUACCUGCUGCUUCCUUUUAUAGCCUUCAAGCUAACCAUGAUUCUGAACUGGAUAAGCAGUUAUGGAAUAUGGAUGGAAGCGUGUUCAGGGCCGUUAUGUGUAGUGUAUGUAUGAGACACGUACUGGUCCUGAGGGGAACUGCAGGCUGACUGCGUCUGGCCUCCAUUAGACCAAACCGGAAUGUCAGAGGAAGAAGCCAGAGAUUCUGCGUGUCUUCAGCUUUCACUCAUCUGUAAGAAUACAGGAAUGGUGGAAGGAUGUCAAAUUUAGGGCAGCACGGGGAUACAAAAUGUAAUGAAGAAAGGGAGCAUCCAGUAUCAGCUGGAAAUGCCUUAAAUCUAAUGCUGGAAUGACUGACAACCAUGACUGAAGCCUGUUAACAGAUGGGCCUUUGGCAGCUCUCUGGAAAAAGCUCUCGAUCGUUCAAAGAAUCCAAGCUGCCGAUGAACACGGUGACCUCCUUUUUUUAUUAUUAAAUGAUCAAAUGCUAGUGAUCAGAAGGUUGCCAGCUCAAAUCCCAGGAUCAGCAGAACCGUUUCACAAAGCCUCCAAUCACUCCAGGGGUCGGUUGUCCCUGCGUUCUCGAAAAAUAUGCGUCACUUUGGAGAAAAGCGUGUGCUGAAAAAUUAAAAUGUGAGCGUAAACGUGUGUGAUGAUUUUAUUGAAAUGGAAUGAAUGUAAAAGCAUCUGUUUCGUUCUUUUUAAGGUGACAUACAAAUACAUUGAUACCUGUGACACA